This is a messenger RNA of Megalopta genalis, 4431 nucleotides long. RefSeq names its product L(3)mbt interactor in ovarian somatic cells (gene Lint-O). Gene Ontology annotation, molecular function: histone binding; DNA binding; chromatin binding. The record is from RefSeq and is a predicted model, not a curated record. NCBI's taxonomy places the organism in Eukaryota, Metazoa, Arthropoda, Insecta, Hymenoptera, Halictidae. Gene Ontology annotation, biological process: negative regulation of DNA-templated transcription. Gene Ontology annotation, cellular component: nucleus.
CGUGCUCCGUACUCCAGCGGCGGUCCGUCCACACUCGCGUGUAGCCGCACCCGGCUUGGCGCUCCCUGGUUUUCGCGAAAUAAUUCGCAGCUGCAGCCUCGAGGAAGGCUGAUCGUCGGUGUAAACGAUUCUUUGUGAAUCGCCGGAGGUGACAGUAUUAGUGAGGUGAAGUGCGCCACGAUUUGUACGGAGUUCGAUCUUUUUGGGCGUUCUGUAGGAAGGAGAGCUGGCGCGGCGCGCACGAGAGGCCGCCUCUAGAAAAAGAGCGCGUCUCGCGCGUUGCGCUACAUUGGAGUACGCGAUGCUCGGGAAAGUAUAUCAGCAAACGCAACGAAUUCGAAAGGAAAACGUAAUCACGCUGAAAACGAUAAUGAUCGAAUAAAGGUGCGUCAAAGUUUUACAAGUCGCGGAUCACCGAGAAAUUUUGGCCGGUCGAACCGGGAACAAGAGAGAGAGAGGGAGGAAGAAAGAAAGAGCGAGGAGGCUGGCGCGCGGCGAGGCCACCUCGGUAAAAGACCGCGUCUUGCGGGUACGGUGGUGUGCUGCGGUGCCUAUUGUGCGAUACAGUCGUUGAAGCUUAUCGACAUUCGUGGAAUCAUUAUAUAUAUCUUCGUAACGUAUGGUAAACGAUAGAUCGACGAAAGAUUUAUCGAACAAGUCAGUGCACAGUGUCAACGCGUUACCCGCGGACCUAUACGGGAAACCCAACCGGCGGCGAUAUAUCCCGCGUGGUACGUAUACGCACGCAGGCAUACGCACGUAAGCACCGACACGUACGUGUGGCAUGCACAUUCGCAAAGCGCUGUGGACUCGUGGAAUCGUCGUUUAGUCGCGUGUAUCGAAGUGGCCUGUCGCGAAGCGCGCUUAACAGAGAUCCAACACCGUGGAAAACGUGCCUGUCGAACGCACGCCGAAAGAGAAAGAGAGGGAGGGAGGAAGAUAGAGAGAGUGCGAAAGAGAAAGAUCGGUGCAGGAGGAGAGGUAUCCGUCGUUCGACGAUUGGCGCGUGGCGUAGACAUUCGACGGUCACUUGGCACGUAUGUAGUGCAAUUAUUCCCCGGUUAUCCCGUUUCGUCCCCGUGAAGCAGACAUUAUUUAUGGGUGCAUGGAUCGGUGCAUUUUCACGAGCGAAACAAAAGACGUGGAACGGAACCAGAACGCCACCAGCACGAACACGGUCCCCUUUGUUCGGCACAGCGAUACCUCGAUAACGAUUUGUUCGAAUUUUAAAAUCGUGCCUUACGAUUAUACCGGAAGGAAGUUACGUACGCGGCUAGUAAAGUACACCGACAUCGAAAGUGCGUGCAAAGGGUGUGAAAUGCGUCGCGCUGCAGUUCGAUGUUCGAUCCAGCAGCGGCGGCCGACCUGACUUUGUCAGAUUGCCUCUCGACGUCGUCGCCGAUGCCGCCGCCGUCAUCGUCAUCGUUGUGCACCUCUCGGCUUCAGUCCAACAAUGGAUCAGCGCAGCUGCGGUACGCGAUUCGAAAUCCUCCCGGUAGCGGAACAAACGGAUACAAAGUGAUUCAUUCGUUUGCUUGCGUUUUCGAGCUGCAUUUAAAUCGUCUUGCUCUUGGUGAUUAAAGUUAACCGUCGUGCCGACAUUUCGCGCGUUCUAUAUGCGCCAUAGAUUUCGCACAUUAUUGACUUCGUCGAUCCGUGCAAUCGAUAAUAUUGCAUCACGUUAACGAGCACCUCCGGUUGUGUUGCUUUGCAGUCAACAGGCGAACGCGUUCAUUGAAUUAAGAACGAAAUAAAUCGUCCGCAUACAGUUGUAGUUCAAGACGUAUACGCUUUAUUAUAAGACGUCGCUCGAAUUUGUUUAUGUAUAAGCGCGAUUCUGCGCUUGAUAUGAAACGGUCCCGGGUUGCGUCCUACUGCAAGAAUGAUCGACCAUUUAUUCUCCGCACUGUUCCAAAUGCAGCGGGAAGCUUUCGAUGUUUGAGUGAUCGAAUAAUCGAUUGAAAAGUACAUGUUUUUAAGUAAGAUUAUACAAAAAGAAAGAAAGAAAUUUGAUAAAUUAAACGAAGCGUAACGAAGGGUAAUACACCUGAAGCUGAUACGCGGAGGAAAAUAUAGAAACUUGUCGGUCGUUAUGAUAUCGCGCGCGAAUGAUACAAACACCAUAAAAACGCGCAGGAAGCAUUGUAAGAAUCAUUUCUACGUUACUAUCGAACAUUAGUAACAUUACGCAAACAUAUAUCUGAAAAUAUCGCAUUAUAGCGUGAAACGAUUUAUUGGCGUAUAACAAUGCAGCAACACCGGGUCGAAACACAAAUACUCCACGAGGAGCAGAUCCUGGAGGCGAUAGAUCAGUUGCGUCGCCGUAAAGCGCGACCCGACGCUGACCGCAUCUGCAAUUAUUUAUUGCGGAAAUUCUCCGUAGAUGCACGGGACACGAUAGCCGAUCUUCAUAGAUUAAUCGAAGCGGAGAAGGUGAUCCAGGUGGAUUACAAGGGUAACACCAGUUACCGAAAUGCUUCGAAAUGGUCACGAUUGCAGCUUUACAAAAAUCGACCGGAGGGUUUCGUGAAGGAGAAGUUGAACUCUUUGAUGGUGGCGGGCGCCGUAGCCGAGCUCGUUGUAGAAGAGCCGGAUUAUCUCGAUCAGGGUGUACCAGCAUAUAGGUUGGUCGAGCAGCUGCUCGAUGGUGUCUCGAAUCCUACCUCUCGGCGUAUGGUUGAGGAUUUCCUUGGGAAAGAAGUGGCUAGUGGAAAUUUGACGCGUCUCUCAAACGGUAAUUAUUCGCUGGUGGAGACGUCUGAAAUGACGUCUGUCGAACCAACGCAUCGAGAAUCUUUUACCCUCGAGAAUGGAAACGCACGACGUAAAGAAUUGCACACGGUUUCCUCGACGACGGGUGGCCUGUACGAUUUCGACGAGACAGAAAACUUGACAAUUACGGACUCUAGAUCAAAUACGCCGAGAUCCUCGCGUCAAGUUAGCCCGAAGCCUGAUCCACAGAUCAAGAAGGAAGAAUGUUUUGAAAUAAUUGUUGGCAGGAAUGAAAACACCGAAUCGUCAGUGGAACAUGACUCUUUGAAAGAACAGGUAUCGCUGGAACCUUCGCAAACAUCUGCCGAGGAUGGAAAAGAAGAGUCGAAAACCACAGACAGUCUGUCACAUAACCUCAAAAGAUCGUCGAAGUCUGAGCGUAAACAGCGCCUACUCGUUCGAACAGAUGAUCCUAUGGACAUAGAGAUCAAGUUUGAGGAUUAUCGGAAAGACAAUAAAGAGGACACGAAUUCACAGAAAGAAAAAAGAGAUGAGAGCGGACACCUUAGCGAGGAACGAGAAGACGACGAUGCGGGAAGAAGUUCUACUAAUCCCUCCCCUACACCGUCGAGUGUUAACGUUGGUGGUUUUCGUAGUGCUCGCAGAAAGAGAGCAAAAAAAGUAUUUGAUCCUUCUGACAAUAAUCUUGUGAAACGGAAACGUGGAAGACAGCCAGGUUCACAAAAUAAAACUACUUUAUCUCAAGAAACUCAAGACACUACUAAAGUAACUGUCAAAGACGGCCCUUGUAGGCAAUGUAGUCUCUGUGCCAAAGAAAAGCAAGAAAGUUUGGUUGCUUGUCGAGAUUGUACAGUUAGAGCACAUCCAAGUUGUAUAUAUAGCCCAGAAGAAAUGCUUCAAAAGGUGGGUAGUAAUUGGCAGUGUGAGCGCUGUAAAAGUUGUACAAUAUGUUGUGAAACUUCAGAUGCGGGUCCACUUGCAACAUGUUUUACAUGCGAUGAAGCUUAUCAUUAUUAUUGUCAUACUCCACGGAUAAUAAUACCAAAAUCGAAUUCAAAGUGGCAGUGCAAUGACUGUGUUCAGAAGCAAUAUAAACCAAGUAUAAACCAGAAUAUUAGUCUGGUUACGAGUAGACCUGAUACACCAUCGAAUCCUGUUUUACCUCCAGUUUUAAGUCCUCAAGUUUCUCCUGCCAGAGGGUCUUCUGAUCAAAUGGAGGAUGAUGGUCCAAGAGAUGGAAUUGAUCCAAAUAUACCUGAUGCUUCAGAUUGGACAUCUGAACAAGUGUACCAGUAUUUUGCAAGACUUUUUCCAAAGGAAGCUGAAGUGUUCAGACAACAGGAUAUUGACGGCCACUCUUUAUUAUUGAUGAAACGAUCAGACGUUUUGAGUGGGCUAGAUCUACUUUUAGGUCCAGCAUUGAAAAUAUAUAGACAUGUAUUGAAAUUGCAAGUGAGAAGAGAUGAUCCAAAACUUUAUUGGCUGUAAAUGCUUUAAUAACUUAAGUAGUUAGGAUAACAUUUAAAGAAGGUUGAUUACUUAUUGUACUGUACAGAUAAAUUCUUUUUACAUUUAAGGAUUGUGAAUAUUUUUUUUAUUCGAGAUACUUUUUCAUAUUGUACAUAUUGCAGUUAUCUUGAAUUAAAAAAAUAAUUCUUUAUUAUAAAAACAAUAAGAUAAAGUAAUUACAAAAGUGAA